AAAAUUUGUCAAAAAUGAAAUAUUUUAUUUUUGCUUUUCUUCUUGGUUUCGUUCAGAUAGCAUUUGGAUUUCCUCAAAAUAACAAUCAUGAGGAACAGAAUAAAAAUGUUAUAAGUGAAAUACAAUUUAACGUGAAAAAAAUAAUUGUCGAUUUCAAAGAGUUUUCAACUAGUGUUAAAGAAAAUUUACAAAAAUAUUUUGAUCAAGAAGAUAAAAAUGUUCCUGAGCAAUUACAAACAUUGAAACAUGACAUUUUCAAAGAAGUUGAGGUUGAGAUAUUGAAUGAUGUAAACAAAGAGGAAAAUCUUUGUUACAUAAUUGCAAAAACUAAUAUCGAAACAAUACUUCAAAAUAAAACACAAAAAAUUCGACAAUGUCAAUUUGAUGAAUUAUUAUUUGGUUUUUCUCCAAUUUACAUAAAUAUGAAUGUUACUCUCAAGAUGGGUUAUGAGCUAGUUGAUAAUUUAAACUCAGUGAAGAAAAGCUGCGAAUAUGUUGAGGAUGAACCAAUAUGCCUUUCUAACACUAAAUUAGGAGUCGAAAUACUUGUCAAUAAUUUAAAAAACAGUAUAAAUCAAAUGACACAAUUAGCAAAUGAAGCAUACAAUUCAAUGCUGUCCAAAAUGGAAGAGUGCAAAACUAAAGAAAUUAAGGGACUAAAAGAAAAAUUUCAUCUAAUUAAAAACAAUGCCAACGGUUGUUCCUCAAUUAUUUAAUUGUUUUUAAUAAAAAUAUUAAUAUUAAAUUA
Molecule: messenger RNA, 748 nt
Organism: Leptopilina heterotoma
Lineage: Eukaryota; Metazoa; Arthropoda; Insecta; Hymenoptera; Figitidae
Exons: 4
Coding region: 15-716 (233 amino acids)
Source: RefSeq, a predicted model, not a curated record